Daldinia decipiens is the source of this 2013-nucleotide messenger RNA. RefSeq names its product MFS general substrate transporter. Gene Ontology annotation, cellular component: membrane. Gene Ontology annotation, biological process: transmembrane transport. The transcript has 3 exons. Gene Ontology annotation, molecular function: transmembrane transporter activity. The coding region runs from base 249 to 1847 and encodes 532 amino acids. Lineage: Eukaryota; Fungi; Ascomycota; Sordariomycetes; Xylariales; Hypoxylaceae. The record is from RefSeq and is a predicted model, not a curated record.
GUAAAGAUCUAACCUAGGGUAUGACGAGUCUUAGACAAGCACGUCAAUUCGGAGUUCGGAAUCCUUCCUGUUUAGGCCAGUUCCCCUUCGGAGUUGGAACACGCUAACAAGGGAGUAAACAAGUUUCAGUUGCUGAGCAUUCCUCUAGAUCGUCAUCUUAAAUAAUCUUACAUCUCUGAUCAAGAAGACGCGGUUUUGGUCAAUCGAAGGUGUCAUGAUACUGAAGACCUUCCGACUUGAAUAAUAACAUGAUGGGUGGCGACGAGCCCCAUCGCAGGGACUCGGAUGAGAUCACUAUCACAGAGACGGCCCCUUUGUUGACAAACGAGCGACCAAGCUGGCCGUCGCAUCGCCAGAGAUUAUCGAUUACAUCGAUUACAAGUGUCCAUGUGCCCAAGAUCCAUAACGGGCGCACGAUUGUUAACCUGCUCUGCAUCAUCAUCCUAAUAUCCUCCUCCUCGACUGGGCUCAUCGGAAUACCAGAGACCCGUCUGUUAGAGGACGCAGCAUGUCGGCAGUACUACGGUCUCGAUGGGAGCAUAUCUGGCCCCAUCGACGAGAAAGACUGCAAGGGAGACGCAAUCCAGAAUAAGGUAGCUUUCACCUUGGCCAUCCAGAGCAGCGCCGAUGCUGCCGCCGGAUUCCUCGCCGCGUUCCCCUGGGGUCUCGCAGCAGACAGAAUCGGACGAAAGCCCGUAGUCGCCCUCGCUCUAGCCGGAUCGCUUCUCGGGAUUGUUUGGGCCAUGACGGUGGUGUAUUUCCACAACGUAUUUCCGGUCGAGCUCAUCUGGCUCGGAUCCCUGGGUAAUUUCCUCGGUGGAGGCAGUGCGGUUAUUGCUGGGAUCGUGUUGAGCAUGAUUGCCGACUCGACGACAGAAGAAGAACGAGCUAUUGCGUUCAUGCGUGUCCACGUCGCCAGCCUAUGCGGGAAUCUUGGAGCUCCAGCACUUUCUUCCGUCUUAAUGGCCAGGGCGGGACCAUGGCCGCCCAUAUGGAUUGCCUUUGCCGUCAUCGCACUGAGCGGAAUAGCUUUUCUCUUCGUCCCAGAGACGUUGAAGCAUCAGCCGGGCCAAGAACAUGGCCACGAACCAGAAAUAGUAGAAGACGAAGAAGAAGAAACCACAGACCUCACGUCACGGGUAUCGCAUGUCGUCACCCAGUUCAAGGAGUCGCUCUCAAUGUUCAAGUCCACAUCCCUCGUCCUUCUUCUUAUAACAUGCCUCGGAUCUCCGCCUGUUCUAUACGCGACUCUCCAGUUUAUGGCGCAGUUUCUGUCAAAGAGGUAUGGCAUCGAGCUUUACAAGACGGGUUACAUCCAGUCUACGUAUGGAGCCGCCCAGGUUGUUCAAGCCCUCAUAAUUCUACCAUGGGUUACCCGGUAUGUCAUGAAAAGCACGACACCUAAAAGAAUCCGAGCGCCCGACGAGCAUCAUCGCGACCUGUCCCUGGCGCGCUGGUCAUAUACGCUCCUAGCUGUGGGAAUAUUCAUCGUCGGCCUGGCACCGACACUCCCAGGCUUUGUUUUCGGGCUCAUGCUCAUGGCGCUUGGCUCCGGCUUCAAUAGCCUAACUCGAAGCCUGAUGAGUCUGUACGUCGAUCCAGAGCAUCGCUCCCGACUUUUCAGUCUUGUCGCCAUGGCCGAAGUUGUCGGAAGCGUGUAUGCCCAGCCGUUUCUUGCUGCGCUCUUCGCUCUUGGGAUGAAAUUAGGCGGCGGAUGGAUUGGGCUGCCGUAUUUUGGGUUAUCAAUUCUUAUUUCUGCUGUUGCUACACUACUGCUUUUCGUUAAGGUACCGAAGGAGGCUAGAAAUUCAGCGCCAACGCACGAAAACGGAUGUGAUGAAGAGUAGAUAUGUUGGGGAUAAAAGGGAUAGAUUAGAGCAUGUGAAGGCAACUACAGUGAUGAUUACAUCGUACAGGAUAUAGAUCAAUUUGGUUACGGGCAUUUUAUAGAUAAAUAUACUGCACAGUAAUUUGGCAAUAAAUUUAAUCUCAUGUUUUGUAACCUGCGAAUAG